Messenger RNA from Abrus precatorius (Indian licorice), 3204 nucleotides. RefSeq names its product thaumatin-like protein 1. The coding region runs from base 1 to 891 and encodes 296 amino acids. Gene Ontology annotation, cellular component: extracellular region. Lineage: Eukaryota; Viridiplantae; Streptophyta; Magnoliopsida; Fabales; Fabaceae. The transcript is spliced from 3 exons. Gene Ontology annotation, biological process: defense response. The record is from RefSeq and is a predicted model, not a curated record.
AUGGUUAAGCCAAGAUGGUUGCUUUCUCUUUUCUUGUUAACACUGCAAUUAGCAGAACCAGGGGUCAAUUCGGCGAAAUUCACUCUGGUGAACCAAUGCAACUACACAGUGUGGCCAGCUGCUGUCAGCAGUGGAAACGUCAAUCUUUCAACAACCGGUUUCGUUUUGAAAACCGGCGAGUCUUCCACCGUAGCCACACCGGCGACAUGGACCGGCCGCUUCUGGGGCCGCACUCUCUGCGCCAACGACUCCUCCACUGGGAACUUCUCCUGUGCCACCGGCGACUGCGGCUCCGGGAAGGUGGAGUGCGGCGGCAUGGGAGGCGCGCCGCCUGCGACGCUGGUGGAGAUCAGCACGGGCAGCGUGGGGGGCCGCGAUUUCUAUGACGUGAGCUUGGUGGACGGGUUUAACGUUCCUGUGAUGGUAGUUCCCGUUGGCGUUCCUGGCGGCAAUUGCGGCAGCGCGGGGUGCCCGGAGGAUCUGAACGCGGUGUGUCCGGCGGAGCUGAAGGUGACUGAAAAGGGGCGCGUGGUGGCGUGCCAGGGCGCGUGUGGUGUGUUCUUUAAAGAGUUUUUCUGUUGCACUGGAGAACAUUCGAGUCGGAACACGUGCGAGCCAAGCGUGUACUCGCAAAGUUUAACUGUUCAGCCGCAGAUUAUAACAUCGUCUUUUGUCCUUCCACCAACAAUGCCAGUCGAAGUGUUGGUGACUCACUCACUGCCGGCAAUGAGACAUCUCGGUGGCUUUCUCCGUCAGGGGAUUUUGCGUUUGGGUUCUACCGACUUCCAAGUGAGCUUUUUCAAUUGGCUAUAUGGUAUGACAAGAUACCAAAUAAGACCAUCAUAUGGUAUGCAAAUGGGGACAAACCUACUCCUAAAGGAUCAAGAUUAGAACUAAAUGACUCACAUGGGCUAGUGCUUAGCAACCCUCAAGGUUUAGAGCUAUGGAGAUCAAAUUUUACAUCAGGCACAGUUUAUUCUGCUGUAAUGAACGAUAAUGGAAAUUUUCAAUUGUUAGACCAAAAUUUUGCCUCAGUAUGGGAGAGUUUCGAUCAUCCAACUGACACAUUGGUGCCUACUCAAGUAAUGGAGUUAAAUGGCUAUCUUUCUUCUCGACAAGGAGAGUUCAACUUCUCAGGUGGAAGGUUCAAACUUCAUCUACAAGAGGAUGGCAAUGCAGUGCUCAACCUUAUAAAUUUGGCCACCAGGUAUAGUUACGAGCCUUACUAUGUUAUUGGCACUGCUGACGCUGAGAACCAAACAGAUGCUGGCAUGAAAUUGAUAUUUGACAAAUCUGGUUUAUUAUACGUAGAGAAAAAAAGUGGGGAGAAAUUUAAUAUCACCGAGCCAAAUGAGAGGGUCUCUACUGAUGACUUCUAUUAUAGAGCAACUAUCAAUUACGAUGGAGUUUUUACCAUAUCAUAUCACCCCAAAGAUCCAAAAGAUGGACAAGGAUGGAUCACUGCAGACACUAUACCAGAAAAUAUUUGUUUGAAUUCAACGUUCACCAGUGGUGAAGGUGUUUGUGGGUUUAAUAGCAUAUGCACCCUCAAUGAUAACCAAAGGCCAAAAUGUAACUGCCCAGAGGGAUAUUCUCUUACAGAUUCAAAUAACAUGUAUGGUGGAUGUAUUCCAAAUUUCCAAGUUAUUUGUCAAGCAGGUGGGCAUCGGGGUUCACAUGAUGAUCUAUACAUAAUGAAGGAAUUGUCUAACAUUGAUUGGCCUAAAUCUGAUUAUGAAAGACUAAGUCCUUGUAGUCUACAAGAAUGCACAAAUUCUUGUUUGCGAGAUUGCUUAUGUGUGUUAGUUGCUUUCAAUGGAAGUACUUGUUUGAAGAAGAAGCUGCCACUUACAAAUGGGAGAAGAGAUCAGAGACAAAAUGGAACUUCUGUCAUGAAAUUGAUGAAAAAUGAUGAUUCUCUCACUUCUUUACCAAAUCCAAAUGAGAAGAAUGAUCAUGAGGCCUUGAUCAUUGUAAUAUCAGUUCUUUUGGGCAGCUCUGUGUUGGUCAUCUUAAUGUUGGUUGGUACAAUAUGUUUUGGAUUCUCUUGCAAUCGCAAGAAAAUCCGUAGUAGAACUGGUGGAAGUUUUGUUGACAAAAAUUUGCGCAAUUUUACCUUCAAGGAACUUGUAGAAGCAACAGGAAAUUUUAGAGAAGAAUUGGGAAGGGGAUCUUUUAGCAUUGUGUACAAAGGAACAACAGAGACGACUAGUGUGGCUAUUAAAAAAUUAGACAAGUUGUCUCAAGAUAAUGACAAUGAAUUUCAAACCGAAGUGAAUGUGAUAGGCCAAACUCAUCAUAGGAACCUAGUUCGUUUACUUGGAUAUUGCAAUGAAGGACAACAUCGGAUUCUGGUAUAUGAAUUUAUGAGUAAUGGAACUUUGGCAAACUUCCUUUUCACCCCUUUGAAACCAAACUGGAAUCAACGGUUCCACAUUGCCCUUGGGAUUGCAAGAGGUCUUGUUUACUUGCAUGAGGAAUGUUCCACCCAAAUCAUCCAUUGUGACAUAAAGCCACAAAAUAUACUUCUUGAUGAUCAAUAUAAUGCCAGAAUUUCGGAUUUUGGGUUAGCAAAGUUAUUAUUGAUUAAUCAGAGCCACACUGAAACUAGAAUUAGAGGCACCAAAGGGUAUGUUGCACCGGAUUGGUUUAGAAGUGCACCAAUCACUGCUAAAGUUGACACUUACAGUUUUGGUGUGAUGUUACUAGAGAUUAUUUGCUGUAGGAGGAAUGUAGAAAAGGAGUUUGUUGAUGAAGAUAAAGGGAUAUUAACUGAUUGGGUCUAUGAUUGCUAUAAGACUAAAAGACUAGACAUCCUUCUAGAAAAUGAUUUUGAAGCUAUCAAUGCAAUGAAAAGCUUCGAAAAACUUGUCAUGAUUGCUAUUUGGUGCAUUCAAGAAGAUCCUUCUCUUAGGCCGACAAUGAAGAGGGUUUUGUUGAUGCUAGAAGGAAUUAUUGAAGUUUCAAUGCCUCCAAAUCCCUACCUUCACAGUUCUGUUAGUUGAAAUUGAAAAUAGUUUCGGUUGCAAGUAUUUCUCAUUUUUAGUAGUACCUUUCAUUUUCUUUUUCAUAGUGUAUACGAACAUUUACUUGAUCUGUAAAAUAUUUUUAAUGUCACUUAGAAAUCGAAUACUAUUAUAACAUUGAGAGGCUGAUUACAUUAUAUUUAUACAAUAUAAUAUAAUAAAUUAUAUGAUAUUUGAC